CCCAUUCUCUCUCGCGCCCAGCUGCCCAGACAUACGCCAGAUAAGCUCCUGCGCUAGUUGGCUGUUGUAAUCAAAACCUCGGGAAUGUGCGGACUCUUCAGACUUGAACGUUCAAAGCUUUUGAUCCGUUUACUUUCCAGCUCUUCCCGCUGUCGAGCAACCUUGGGUAAACGGAUCAGCCGUGAUCGUGAAAGCUCCAGAGCGUAAGUAAAAGGAUCAAGCUUAAGCGAAAUGUCAACCCCAGCAGCCGGAAUGGACAUCACCGCCCGUCCCCGCCGCCGCUCCUCAACAGCCUUUUCCCCCUCCUUCCGCCGCACCUCAAAUUCCCUCGCAACCACCCCCCGAGCCCACGCCGCACACGCAGCAAACGGCCAUCCCCUCCCCGACGGAAUCUACUACGACGAAGAACAACCCCGUCCCCCCGGCGGCUGGAACUCCAUCGACCGCUUCGCAUCCUCAUGGACGCGUUCACAGGGGUUUUUUUCGUCUGCUAUCCCUCUGCAGCUGCCGUCGUCUUCGUAUACGGCUGAGACGACGGGGUUUCGGCCGACGUUGGAGGGGAUUCCGCAGACGCCUGCUGGAGAAGGGGAUGAGGAAAGUCGACCUUUCUUCGAUGAUGCGAGUAGUAUUGGUGGUGGAGGGAGUGAGGUGGGAGGGGGGGAGAGGGAUGGGACGCCGAAGGCGGUGAGGGAUUAUGGGGCCUUGAAUCACCGGGCCAGUAUCGCGACAUUCGGAACGGUAGGAAGGCGUUUAUCGCUCUCCUCAUACCUCCCUUGCCAAGAAAUUACAGCACCAGAAGACCUAGUAACAAAAACAGUCGAACUAGACGACGGCAACCUCAUCUCCAUCAUCCUCGGUCAAAGCACAAUCCACCAAACAAUCUGCAACUCCAUCAACAUCCUCAUGGGUAUCGGCAUUCUCUCCCUCCCGCUCGCCAUCCACUACGCAGGCUGGAUAUUGGGGAUGGGGUUCUUGGCUUUCACGGGUGGGGUUACGUUGUAUACGGCCAAGGUUUUGGCAAAGUGUUUGGAUGUUGACCAGACGUUGGUGACGUAUGCUGAUAUUGGGUAUUUGGCGUUUGGGGUGCGGGCGAGGUAUAUUACUUCGCUGCUGUUUUCCUUGGAGUUGACGGCUACAUGUGUUGCGCUCGUGGUCUUGUUUGGGGAUACAUUGCACGCCCUCAUCCCCUCCAUCUCAUCCACGACCUUCAAACUCCUCUCCUCCCUCCUCGGAAUCCUCUCCGUAAUCCUCCUCGUUAUCGCCGUCCUCGUCGACGGCCUCUACAAAUCCUCCGCACCCGGCUCGCUCUACCACCCCAUGCCGACAAACCUGUGGCCUCAGGGAGAAGGAUGGUGGAAUGUUGGUCUGAGCGUGGGGAUGUUGAUGGCGCCGUGGAGUGGACAUGCGGUUUUCCCGAAUGUGUAUCGUGAUAUGCAUCAUCCCCGGAAAUUCGGGAAAGCGAUGAACGUGAGUUACGCGAUUACGUUUUUGUUGGAUGCGACGAUGGCUGUUGCUGGGUAUCUCAUGUUCGGCGCAUACGUUCUCGAUCAGGUGUCGCAGAAUAUCUUGGGUUUGGAGGGAUACCCCGUCUUGCUCAACAAAUGCGUGGUAUGGGCGAUCGCAAUCGUACCCAUCACCAAAAUGCCCCUCAACACCCGUCCGAUAUCAACAACCCUCGACAUCCUCCUCGGGCUCGACCCACGCUCAGCACCACCCUCGUCAUCCUCCGCACACCCAACCAACCCACUCCUCCGCGGCCUCGCCCGCAUCCUCAUCCGCGUCCUCACGACCGCCAUCCCCAUCGGCCUCGGUAUCCUCGUCCCUUCGUUCGAUAGAAUCAUGAGUCUCAUGGGAGCGGCGUUGGCGAUGACGAUUUGUGUGAUUUUGCCGUUGGUUUAUCAUUUGAAGAUUUUUGGGGGGACGGUUGUUAGUUGUAUGCCGAGGAUGGAUGAGUGAGGUGUGGUCAUGCGGUGGGAGGAGUGGAGGGUGUGACUUUGAGUGCAGGGUAUGUAGGAGGUGUGGGUCCGAGGAGGCAAGCAUCGUUUUUGGUCUCAGCUGAGUUGCAAUUGUUGUGUGAGCAUGCUUAAUCUUAAUACCAGGUAUAUCGUUAUUGGCAUUAGACUGUUAGACCUUUCGACUUAUUUUCAUUGUCUUUAUGUCAUCAUCUCCCCUUUUAACUCUUCCCGUACAUCCGUCAAUAUCCUCCCCAUCAAGUUCUCUCCCCACUCUUCACU
This is a messenger RNA of Saitoella complicata NRRL Y-17804, 2234 nucleotides long. RefSeq lists its product as uncharacterized. Gene Ontology annotation, molecular function: amino acid transmembrane transporter activity. Gene Ontology annotation, cellular component: vacuolar membrane. Gene Ontology annotation, biological process: amino acid transmembrane transport. The transcript is spliced from 4 exons. NCBI's taxonomy places the organism in Eukaryota, Fungi, Ascomycota, Saitoellomycetes, Saitoellales, Saitoellaceae. Bases 232 to 1956 code for a protein of 574 amino acids. The record is from RefSeq and is a predicted model, not a curated record.